This is a messenger RNA of Lecanosticta acicola, 1401 nucleotides long. NCBI's taxonomy places the organism in Eukaryota, Fungi, Ascomycota, Dothideomycetes, Mycosphaerellales, Mycosphaerellaceae. The record is from the annotation of a GenBank genome assembly.
AUGGCGGGAGCCAAGGAGCAGAAGAAGUCGGCGAAGAAGAAGGACGCGUCUGCGAAGAAGACGAAAGCGAAGUCCGCACCCUCGAAACCAUCAGUAUUGAGCGAAGAGAUGGUGGUCGAUUCGAGCAGCGAUGGAGAGAUCGAGCCUGUAAAAGCACCACCUGCUUUUCCAAAAGGGGAAGUCGGAGACUCGUCGGACAGCAGUGAGGAUACCAGCAGCGACAGUGAGCAGGAGGAGCAAGAGAAGGCUGCACCAAUACCGAAGAAGCCAGAGGUCACGCUAGCGAAGGUCAAUGGCGUAAAGCGCAAGUCGGAAGAGGCAGAGAGCUCUGGCAGUGAGGAGGAUACCAGCAGCGAUGAUGAGGUUGAACAGCCUCAACCCAAGAAAGCAAGAACAGAUGCUGCGUCAAAGAACACAUGCGCCAGAGAGGAGUCUACCACAGCCGCCGAGUCUUCAAUCAGAUCGAUACCUGCUCCGCCAUUCCUGCCUCCUCCUGGUUAUGCUGCCCUGGGAAGCGUCGAACCUGACUCUGGCUCAAUGCUUGACCAGUCAUCUCUGAAUGGGAAGCAGAUCUGGCACAUCACUGCGCCGUCCAACGUGCCUCUCACAUCUGUCACCGAAAUCGCUCUAUCCUCGCUCAAGGACCAGACACCAGUCAUCAAUCACAAAGGCGUGGAUUAUGUUCUUGCCAGAACAAAGGACCGUAGUGCCACGCAGUAUGAUAGUGUCAUGCUGCCGAGUACUGCGGGCUACACAUUCAACGGCAUGAAGAUUGAAGAAACACUUCAUUUGCAGCAGAAGAUCGUACUGCCCAAUCUGAGCAAGAAGCAGGCGGAUACCCUCACCGGAAGUCGAGCAGCAGCAGAUAUCGCUCAGGCGCCCGUGAGUGACGCCAGACCACAGCCGAAGGGAUUGAAGAUGAGAUACAGGCCGGCCGGGUUCGGGAAGGGUAACCCUGGGCUUGGAUCAGACACAGAUGAGAAUGAGGAUCAGGUUGGAAGAACUAAAGGUGACAGGUUUCAAUUUCCGAAGGCGCUUGGUGUGCAUGGAGCAUCAGACAAGCCAGAUUCGAGUGCAACCACGUCAAAAGAGAAAAGCAAGAAAAAGCACCAGAAGAGGAAAGAUCCGUACGAUGUCGAUGUUGAAAUGGAUGAUGCAGACCCUAUGAUGCCGCCUCCCUCAGCUCAGCCACAGAAGAAGGAGAAGAAGAAGAAGCAUGAGCAGGAUGGGGAGGCGCUGGAAAAGGUGGAGACUAUGACCUCUCAGCAGUCGGGUGCCAGUGGGCAAUCGCACGAGAGGAAUGGCGCUGAGAAGAAGGAGACGCCGGAAGAGAGGGCUAGACGGAAGGAGGCGAAGAGGUUGAAGAAAGAGGCGAAGAAGGCGAAACAAGCUGCUGCUUGA